Messenger RNA from Lactuca saligna, 1155 nucleotides. The record is from the annotation of a GenBank genome assembly. NCBI's taxonomy places the organism in Eukaryota, Viridiplantae, Streptophyta, Magnoliopsida, Asterales, Asteraceae.
AUGGGAUUAUUUUUCCUAUCGGUGAUCAGCUAUGCAUUGUACAAAAUAAUCAAGAAAACUAAAGCCAAGAAAAGGAAACAAAGAUUUUUUAAACGCAAUGGUGGUCUACUUCUUAAACAACAACAAGAAACUGAUAUCGGUUUAGUUGAUAAAACCAUACUUUUCACUUCCAAAGAAUUGGGGAAGGCCACCGACCAAUUUAAUGAGAAUAGAAUUCUUGGUCGAGGAGGUCAAGGUACAGUAUAUAAAGGUAUGCUAGCUGAUGGAAGGAUCGUAGCAAUAAAGAAAUCGAAGGUUGUUGAUGAAAGCCAACUAGAAGACUUCAUCAAUGAGGUAGUAAUUCUCUCACAAGUCAACCAUAGAAAUGUGGUCAAACUAUUGGGAUGUUGCCUAGAGACCGAGGUCCCACUACUUGUCUCUGAGUUCAUCCCAAAUGGUACGUUAUAUGACCUUAUUCAAGAUGAAUCUGGCGAGUUGUCAGUCUCUUUAUCAAUGCGAUUACAAAUUGCUACAGAGGUUGCUGGAGCACUUUCUUACUUACAUUCAGCAACCUCCAUUCCGAUAUACCAUAGGGAUGUCAAGACGACUAACAUACUUUUGGAUGAAAAGUAUAGAGCCAAAGUUUCUGAUUUUGGAACUUCAAGAUUUGUAUCAAUAGAUCAAACUCAUUUGACUACCUUAGUCAAAGGUACAUUUGGUUACUUGGAUCCAGAGUACUUUCAAUCGAGCCAAUUCACUGAAAAGAGUGAUGUAUAUAGUUUUGGUGUUGUUUUAUUGGAACUCUUGACAAGUGAAAAGCCUAUUUCCUUUACUAGAUUUGGUGAAAAUAGAAAUUUGGCUACAUACUUUAUGUUAGCCAUGGAAGAAGGUCAUGUGAUGUCUAUUUUUGAUGCAACGGUUGUUAAGGAGGGUUCUAGGAUUGAGUUGCUAGCUAUAGCUAACUUAGCAAUGCGAUGUUUGAACUUUAAUGGGAAAAAUAGGCCAACAAUGAAAGAAGUUGCCACUGAGUUAGAAGGCAUCAGACUAUCAUAUGUUCCCUCUACAGAUCAAAUUAAUUUUGGACAUGUGAAGCAACACGAGGAGGUAUUGCUUUCAUAUGGUGACUCAACAUCAACAUCAACAUCAUUCACAUUCGGCGACAACCCUAGUCGUUGA